AUGACAGACACAGACCAGAAUGAGCUAGUUGCAGCACCGUUGCCACAACCAAAUGAUCCAGCAUCCACGCCGUAUCAGUAUUUAUUUUUCGACAAAAUUGAAUCCGAGUUCUUUCCAUCUCAAUUGACGCCUCAGACGCUUUCUUGGGUGCUUUUGAGCAAGGGAAAGAGGAAAAGCCAAUUGUCCAUGCGGGCUCGUGUAUUAGAGGAACCUGACAGUGAAAAUCGGGUUCUAGUGCAAUAUCCCAAGGGGUCGACCUAUCGAGUUCGACGAAAGAACUUGAUGCCAGUUCUGGAACAUCAAUCCAACUUGAUUUUGGUAGCCUCUGAAACGAAUGAUUAUCGACGCAGUGCGAUUGUCCAUACGCUAGAAAGUGAUAGUUUCAUGGAAAUUGGUUGUGAUUUUGGGAUUCUGGUGGACAGCGUUCAUUGCGAGUCCAAAAUAGGGAUUGACAAAUCGGAAGAAUCCAUUGGAAUUGCCAAAGAACGAUACCCCAGUCGAGAUUUCUUGUUGGCAGACGUCUUUGAGGACUUUGAUGCGUCGGCACACAAACCAACCGUUGUAGCAAUUGAUAUCAAUGGAAAUAGACUAUUACCAGCAGUGAUCGACUGCAUACAACUGGUAAUGGAUGCUUGGUCACCGCGGUUGAUUGUGGUCAAAAGUCGAGAGCUGUAUGCCAAGAUGAAGGCGGAUGAAGAAUCAGUAGGAGAAUAG
Cylindrotheca closterium is the source of this 714-nucleotide messenger RNA. The record is from the annotation of a GenBank genome assembly. NCBI's taxonomy places the organism in Eukaryota, Bacillariophyta, Bacillariophyceae, Bacillariales, Bacillariaceae.